AUGAACUACUGGCUUUCACUUUCUUGCAACCUUCAUGAGUUACAAGAACCAGUGUUUGAUUACUUGUCUGCCCUUGCAAUUAAUGGGAAGAAAACCGCAAGUGUAAACUACAAAGCUAGUGGUUGGGUUGCACACCAAGUGUCUGAUAUAUGGGCAAAAACAUCACCUGAUAGCGGGCAAGCAGUCUGGGCCUUGUGGCCGAUGGGUGGGGCUUGGCUUUCGACCCACUUAUGGGAACAUUAUACCUAUACAAUGGAUAAGAACUUUCUAGAAAACAAGGCAUACCCAUUACUAGAAGGUGUAGCUUCAUUUUUGUUGGAUUGGUGGAUAGAAGGAAAAGAUGGGUACUUAGAAACUAAUCCUUCAACUUCCCCUGAACAUACAUUUACAGCAUCAGAUGGUAAGACUGCAAGUGUGAGCUAUUCGUCAACCAUGGAUGUGGCUAUAACUAAAGAAGUCUUUUCCAUAAUUGUUUCUGCUGCUGAAGCAUUGGGAAGAACUGGAGAUAAUCUUGUCAGAAAUGUUUUAAAGGCUCAGGCAAAACUACCACCUUAUAGAAUCGCUAAGGAUGGCUCUCUAAUGGAAUGGGCUCAAGAUUUCGAGGACCCUGAUCCACAUCAUAGACAUGUAUCACACUUGUUUGGUAUAUUUCCGGGGCAUUCGAUAACUCCAGAGGAAAAUCCUGAUAUUUGCAAAGCUGCAAAUUACAGUCUUUAUAAACGAGGAGAAGAGGGUCCUGGGUGGUCUACGGUGUGGAAAGCUGCACUGUGGGCACAUCUGCGUAGCAGUGAGCAUGCUUACCGGAUGGUCAAGCAUUUGUUUGACUUGGUGGAUCCUGACCGUGAGGGCAGCUACGAAGGAGGGCUUUAUAGUAAUUUGUUCGGGGCACACCCACCUUUUCAAAUUGAUGCAAAUUUCGGAUUUUCUGCUGCUAUAGCAGAAAUGCUUGUUCAGAGCACUGUAAAAGAUCUUUACUUGUUGCCCACACUUCCAAGAGACAAAUGGACUAAUGGUUGUGUCAAAGGAUUGCGGGCUCGGGGCGGCGUGACAGUUAAUAUAUGCUGGACUGAUGGAGAUCUGCAUGAAGUUGGUCUUUGGUCAAAUGGGUCUAAUUCUGUGAAGAGACUAAAUUAUAGAGGUACUACAGUCAUGGCAAACAUCUUACCUGGUACAGUAUACACAUUUGAUAGGAAAUUGAGAUGUGUGAACGCACAAUCUCUCCUAUAA
Molecule: messenger RNA, 1227 nt
Organism: Chenopodium quinoa (quinoa)
Lineage: Eukaryota; Viridiplantae; Streptophyta; Magnoliopsida; Caryophyllales; Amaranthaceae
Product: alpha-L-fucosidase 2-like
Exons: 1
Coding region: 1-1227 (408 amino acids)
Biological process (GO): carbohydrate metabolic process
Molecular function (GO): alpha-L-fucosidase activity
Source: RefSeq, a predicted model, not a curated record